Molecule: messenger RNA, 1102 nt
Organism: Colias croceus (clouded yellow)
Lineage: Eukaryota; Metazoa; Arthropoda; Insecta; Lepidoptera; Pieridae
Product: malate dehydrogenase-like
Exons: 1
Coding region: 92-1087 (331 amino acids)
Biological process (GO): carboxylic acid metabolic process
Cellular component (GO): cytoplasm
Molecular function (GO): L-malate dehydrogenase (NAD+) activity
Source: RefSeq, a predicted model, not a curated record
UGGCUUUCAAAUUAACACAAUCCUGCCAAUUCAAAGUCAAAUUCAUAGUUUUCCAUCUAAAUAAUAUCAAUAAAUAAAAAUAGCACACACAAUGGCUCUCACCAAGCGGUUAUUUAAAUUAAUAGCGAACAGAACAUUGACUCGGAAUUAUCAAGUUACAGUGGUAGGUGGUGCUAGUGAUGUUGGACAAACUAUUGGUCUACUUCUAAGAACUAAUCCAAACAUUAGAAAAUUAGUUGUUCAUGAUACACUUGAUAAAACGUCCGGAGUUGUUUUAGAUCUCUCGCAUGUACCAGUUCAUUCAGCACUACAAGGUUACACUGGCGAGGAUACCUUAGACAAUGCCUUGAAAAAUACAGACAUUGUAAUCGCAGCCAGUGGGUCCCCCGUGAAACAUGGCAUAACGGAAAAAGAGAGAUUCAAUCGAAAUGCUGAAUUUAUCAGAAGAUUGUGUCUAAAAGUAGCUAAAUUACGACCAAUGCCAUUCGUAGGAAUAACAACUGAACCAUUAAAUACUCUCGUGCCAAUGGCGUCCGAAUUAUUGAGAAACCACGGGGAUUACAACCCGAAGAAACUAUUCGGAAUAACAGCCGUGGGUGCAAUGCGAGCGCAAGCUUUAUACGCUUCGGAAAACAAUUUCAAUCCAGACGAAUGUAUUGUCCCAGUUAUUGGUGGGCAUUCCGAUAAAACGCUCUUGCCUUUAAUCUCUCAAUCCAAACCUCAAUGUGAAAUGGAUGAAAAAAAGGUUCGGGAAUUUGUCAAUAAAGUUCGCAAAGUUGGUGAAUUUAACACGAACUCGAAGAAGGGUUGGUCACCUACACUUUCCGUUGCAUACGGAGCUAUGUUGUUCACGCAAGGAGUUCUAGAUGCUUUAGAUGGCAGAUUGGCCAAAGUAAAUGCGCUUGUAGAAAACAAUGAUUUUGGUACUUCUUUUUUCUCUGGUCUGGUCAGCAUCGAUCAAAACGGAUUUUGCGAAAUGAAAAGAUACACUAGUAUCACGCAACUUGAAUGUAACUUAUUGGAACAAAGUAUUAUCGAAUUAAGAAAAGACGUAAUAAGGGGCAAAAAAAUAUUAGAACUUGCAUAAAUUUUCAAUUUAGAA